This is a messenger RNA of Ipomoea nil (Japanese morning glory), 1417 nucleotides long. Its product is annotated as probable N-acetylglucosaminyl-phosphatidylinositol de-N-acetylase. Lineage: Eukaryota; Viridiplantae; Streptophyta; Magnoliopsida; Solanales; Convolvulaceae. The record is from RefSeq and is a predicted model, not a curated record. The coding region runs from base 334 to 1113 and encodes 259 amino acids. The transcript has 13 exons. Gene Ontology annotation, cellular component: endoplasmic reticulum. Gene Ontology annotation, molecular function: N-acetylglucosaminylphosphatidylinositol deacetylase activity. Gene Ontology annotation, biological process: GPI anchor biosynthetic process.
AUAAUAAUCACUUCCAUCCAGACGCCUUCUUCUCUCCCAUCUUCUUGGCCCUCACUGCCUUGUUUUUUCUUCUGGCUCCGUAUCGCCGAUCACUUCUUAUCUCUCCAGAGUACAGGCGACCGCGAACCAGAGGUCGCCGCCGCCGACCGCAGUGAACCAACGACUGUUUGCUCCACAGACCGCUGCUGCCGUGCACCGUGAACCAGCAACCGGAGCUCUACAGACCGCCGCGCAGCUGCCCCUUUGCCAAUCUGCCAUUUAUUUUGGCUGAGAGGAUAGUGUUAACUGAAGGCCGAAGUGAAGUGGAGGAAGUUAAGAGACUAGAGAAUACAAAUGGAGUGGUUGCUGAUUGUUGUUUCAUUGACUGUAAUAUGGGUGGCUUCUCUUUGCAAAGUUCUCCAUGAAUCUCUGUCUGGCUCCAAGGCUACAUUUUUAGAUGAUGGUGGAGUUUCUCUGAAGAGAAAUGUUUUGUUGGUUAUUGCCCAUCCUGAUGAUGAAUCUAUGUUCUUUGCUCCAACCAUCAAUUACCUAACUUCAAAGGGGCACAACGUACACAUAUUAUGCAUGUCAACCGGUAAUGCAGAUGGCAUGGGGGAUACUAGAAAACAAGAGCUCUACCUGGCUGCUGCAACCCUUAAGGUUUCUCCACAGCAAGUAAAUAUCUUGGAUCAUCCAGAUUUGCAGGAUGGUUUUGGCAAAAUUUGGAACAGUGAUUUGUUGGCUGGAAUUGUAAAGGAGGAAGUAGACAGACAUUCUAUUGAUGUAGUCAUUAGUUUCGACAAUUAUGGUGUUUCUGGCCAUUGUAAUCAUUGUGAUGUGCAUCGAGGUGUGCGAAAAGUGUUGCAGGAUGCUUCACACAAAAAUGUUGAAGCAUGGGAGCUUGUCAGCACUAAUAUAUUGCGCAAAUACAUUGGACCAGUUGAUAUCUGGUUGUCUAUCUUAUAUGCAAAGCUCCAUCCAAACAGACAAUUGCAUUUCUUGAUAAAUGAACGUCCUCGCAAAAGCUAUGCUGCAAUGGCCCAACACCGGAGUCAAUGGGUUUGGUUUCGUAAGCUUUUUGUAUCCUUCUCCAGCUAUACCUUUGUGAACUCUCUAAAGAAGAUCAACAACUAAGCGAUGCCCAGAAACGUAUUCAUGAAGAGCAGGGCGUUUGAAGCAGUGGAAGUAUUGGAAUAUACAGGCAGGCUUAAUGCUGGUGCUGAUGAUGAGUGUGAAGGGGGGCAUUUGCCACUGCCACUGCCACUGCAAAUGCAAAUCUGUUGUUCACUAUCUAUCUAUCUCUUUGUGUUUGGUGCAGCAAGCAUUGAAAGCUCCGCCUGAAGAGAUAGAUGCUGGCAUUGCUGGGAACUAUAUAACAAUUUUAAUUUUGAAUGGAUCUUACAACAUUUAUAAAUAUAAUCAUGUGAACUACACUUAA